AUGAUGAUGACUGUGAUUGUAAACUAUUUUAAGAAUUUCUCCAAAACAUUGAUCGUGGACACAUCUAAUUAACAUAAUUAAUACCGAAAAACUCUGUAAAGUGCAUUGGUUAGGAUGUGAUUUUAAAGAGUAUUUCAUUUUUUGCAAUAAUGUAGUUAGGACGAUUAUAUGCCAGAAAAUUAAAGAAGAUGAAAGAAGUUUUGAGCUGAAACAGAAUCAUGACAGAUUUUGGAAGCGAGACUUGGUUCGGGAAAACUCCUGAAGAUGUUCCACUUCUGGGACUGGAUGAGUUCAGUGAUGAGGUGUAUGCAAGCUAUACAGGCCCUGAAGAUGGGCUGGGAUUUGUUUUUAGAGAUUCUGACAGUAGCAUUAUACCAUCCAAUACCUACAUAGAGGCAGCAGGGGUCAAAAACUGGAACAUCAAGGAUCAGAAAGCAUAUGGAAUUUGUAUUUCUCUGUAUGAACAACACCCUGUUAAUGGCAAAAUGUCAGGUGAUCCAAUUGCUGAUGCCUUUGCAUUAUGUGCGAGGAGGAACAAUUGUAUCCUGCUGAUAGCGGAUGGUGUAAACUGGGGAGAGAAGUCUAGACUAGCUGCCAGGUGUGCCUUAUACGGAGCCAUGAAAUACCUCAACCGUAAACUCUUCCAGGAACGGCAGCAACCACAGAAUACACAGGAGGCCCUUGUGUUGCUGCGACAGGCUUUUGAUGCAGCCCAUUCGACUAUCCUUGAUAGGGAUGGGGGUCUCACAACCAUGUGUGCCUGUAUGGUUUGUCCUGUGAAAAAUUCUAAACAGUUUGCUGUCUGCUGUGUAAAUGUAGGGGACAGCUACGGUUAUCUGUUUAGUCAUCGCUACGGUAUCAGGGAGCUUACAAUUGGAUCCCAUGACAUAACCUCAGAGCGAGACAUUCGGGAUGCAGGUGGUGCUAUUGGUCCAGUAUCUGGUAGUAAUCCAGAGUUACAGAAUCUAACAUGUUCUCUAUCAUUUUGUGAGGGAGGUGAUAUUGUGUUCUUAACAACUGAUGGUAUAUCAGAUAAUUUUGAUCCAGUUGUGACAAAAGCUGCAUUGCCAAGAAAAAUAAAUGAUGCCAACAGCAAUGAUCUUUCUUCAAACUCCAUGAAUUCUGGGAAACCUGAAAUGGAGCCCAGCGAGAGACAUUUGUAUGCUAUGAAACAAAUGGAGAGGGUUGUGUAUGAAUUUGAACUUGUGACAGAGGAGCAGUGCUCAGCUCAAGAAUUAUGUGGAGCCUUAGUUCAGCAUGUACUCUGUCUCACAGACGCUAAGAGGAAAAUAUUGGAGAAUCCCAAGCUAUAUGUAAGACGGAGGCUCACUCAAAAGGAGAAGGAAAAACGAGAUUCUGAAAUUGUAAAUCAAAUGGCAAAAGCCCCAGGGAAAUUAGAUCAUGCUUCCAUUGUGGCCUUUGAGGUCGGCGUUAUGAAAAGGAAUGAAGAGGAAAUGGAAAAUAUCCCACUGAUUGAAACCGUGCAGGGCUUGGAAUCGGUUUCAGAGUCUGAAGAAUGCCCAUCAAGUUCAGGACCCUUGUCUCCCACCCACAAAAAAUCACGUCCAAGGAAACUAUUCGCAAGGAUUAAAAAUCUUAGUGUUAACACAAAUGGACAUAGUUCUUCUAGUCCUGUCACUAGUCCUAAAAGUGCUCCUAUGUCACCCAGGAAGAUCUCAUUCAAAAGGUCGAGAUCAAAAACAGCAGAGACGACCUCUCCAAUGAGCCCUGAGCCCACCUCCCCCUCAGAAAUCCCCUCCCCACCCCUAGUCAGUCCUUCCAGUCUCUUUCCUGUGCCCGCCCCUCGCAGAAAACACCGUCAGACUUCUCGUGAAUCAUCAGUGUAAUACUGUUUAAUAUAUAUGCUACAUUAUAUCAGCAUGCUGCUCAACAGAUUAUAAUAUUGUCAAGGGAGUAUUUAUUAAUAUUUUAUUUAUGGUCAUUGAAAUUUUAGGCAUUUACUAAUGACUGCAGGGUAUACACUAAUCAAUUAAGUAUUAUGGAUGUAAUGUUUUACAUGUAAUUAUGAUGUUAGAGUUUAUUUGAUGCAAAUUCUGAACAUUUUAACCAUGCAUUCAAUGAUAAAAGUUAAAAUGGACAGAGGUGCUUUUUAAAAAAAAAAAAUAACAAGGAUUAGUUUUAGACUUACAAGAAUAUUUUAGAUGUAUUGUUUAACAAAUUACGAAGAGUACAGUAAAAUCAAAAGCUCAAGGGAUGGUUUACUAAUAAACUACAACAGUAUUAAGAAAAACAGUAAUACAUUGUUAAAAGAGCUGUACAAGUACUGAUGAGCCAAGAUUUUAUGAAAGUUUUAUUUGUGAACUCUCUCCCUGAACAGAUGUAUCUGCAUGUAGUAUAUUAUUUUAAAACAAGGUAAAAGUGUUACUUUCAGUAGCAAUUGACUCUUUCAGUCCAUUUUUGUAACUAUUUCUAUUUAAUAAAAUUUUAGUAUACCGA
Molecule: messenger RNA, 2457 nt
Organism: Saccostrea cuccullata (small rock oyster)
Lineage: Eukaryota; Metazoa; Mollusca; Bivalvia; Ostreida; Ostreidae
Product: PP2C-like domain-containing protein CG9801
Exons: 5
Coding region: 219-1847 (542 amino acids)
Source: RefSeq, a predicted model, not a curated record